Messenger RNA from Trametes versicolor FP-101664 SS1, 660 nucleotides. RefSeq lists its product as uncharacterized. NCBI's taxonomy places the organism in Eukaryota, Fungi, Basidiomycota, Agaricomycetes, Polyporales, Polyporaceae. The coding region runs from base 1 to 660 and encodes 219 amino acids. The transcript is spliced from 7 exons. The record is from RefSeq and is a predicted model, not a curated record.
AUGCCAACUCGAAAAGAAGCGGACAACGACCCGGAUGAAGAGCGUCUCUCUAAGCGUCCUCGUAAGCCCACGGAACGGGGUCAGCUCUACGCGCAAGCUCGCUCGGAAGGUGCCAAAAAGAACACGAAGACACGCGAGAAGGCAUUGCCACCAACGCAAGGGAAAAAUGUAUCCGCAGCGAAGCCGCAGAAGACGUCGACCUCUGCAAGCAAAGGUAAUGCGCAACACGCCGGCGCAUCCGCAGCAAAAUCCAAACGCCGCCACGAUGAGUUCCGCAUAGAAACAUUGCCGACAAACCGCACCAGCGAGAAGGCCAACCCAAUCGACAUGCAUGCCCGUGCACGUGCCCUACCCCGCACCUCUGACUCCGAGCCAGCCGCCUCUCGCGCAGCGGCGGACAAGGCAUCCGCUCAGCGCCAGCAACCUGAACGCCACUCGUCGGCAUCCACUAGCUCACGUCGUCUGACCCAGGAGAGUGCUGCCAAGCUGGCGGCAUUGAGAAAUCCGCAGUUCCCCUUAUCUCCCGCGCCCCCCGGGCCUCCCGAUAGCCUCGGGCUUCCGGCGGCUAUUUCUCCCUUUGACCACUACACCCAGGGCGAACAAGACGUCGCAAACGCGCUGCAUAUCAGGUGCGCGUUCCAUGCGCUACCCAAGUACUAA